UUUACUGUAAGCUCAGAGAGAGGGUUAGAGUGAGCGUGAUAAGACGAGUGUGAGUGAGAGAAAUCGCAAAGGUAAAGAGAGAUUUAUCUGAACGUGAGAGACGAACUGACUGUGACUGACUCAACAUUAUCUCAACAGACGCAUCACUUGAAAAGCCAUAGGAUACUGAAAAGACAGAGAUGAGGGCUGUGGCAGUCACCCUCUGGGCCGUGGCUGCGUUAAUGGGAGUCCAUCAGAGCACCCCCUCCUCCUCAGAAAUCCAGACCCUUAUUGUCAACCUCUCCUCCAGAAACAUAUCUGCUGUUCCCAGAAACCUACCUCCAUGCACCGAAGCCCUGGACCUCUCCCAGAACAACAUACACAAACUUGGCCGUGAGGAUUUCCAAGUCACAACUCACCUGAGAUUCCUCAACUUGUCUUGGAAUGUCUUGGAGGAUAUCGAUCCGGAGACGUUUCAUCCCACUCCGCUCCUGGAGAGUCUGGACCUCUCACACAACCAGCUCCAGAACUUAUCUGAUCAACGGUACUUGCUGUUAGCGUUGAACCUCAGAGACCUAGAUCUGACCUUUAACAUGUUCCACACCAUGACCCUGGGGGUGGAGUUCCACAGCCUGACGAAGCUGGAGAGACUGGGGCUCGGAGCAAAAAUCAUCAGGGUGGAGGAUUUCAUCAACAUCACUGACGUACACCUGCAAACUUUGACCCUUCGUCUGGAGAAUCUCACAGCCUAUGACAGUGGCAGCCUGAGUGACGUCCAGGCGGAGAAGGUCAGCAUCGGCCUGACGAACAAACCCACCGAUCGAAAUCUGAUCGCAGACGCCCUGUUGAUGUUCAACGAGGUUGAGCUGAUGGGUAUGAACAUCAAUGGCUUGGUAGCCAGUUACGUGGUGGAACUUGUGAAGGAGAGAAGGGCAGUCAACACCACACAUCUUUACCUGACAAAUAUGGCCAUCACCUGGAAGCACCUGACAAACACCAUAAACGCUGUGUUCGAAUCCCCCAUCAUCCACCUGAGCACUUCAGACGUGGCCAUCCACAUUCCACCUGUGAGUGACACCCCAGGAAGAAACACGUCCCACACUAAAUCCUUCUCUGCCAGGCGAGCGGGGGUGGUUAGCUUUUUCUUCUCCCUGGAAGUCCUCUGUAACUUCUUCAUCAACAUGCCGGUGGAGCGCCUGGCGAUGACUGAGACAUCCAUCAUACACAUGACCUGCCCCAAGUUGCCCAGUGGGAUACUGCAGCUAGACUUCUCAGAUUGUGCCUUGGCUGAUACGGUCUUCUCCAGAGUAGAACAGCAAAUCACUGUAGAGUGCACAACCCUGAAUAAAGUAAACAUCCUGGUUCUGAGAGGGAACAACCUCAGGUCCCUUCAAACCCUGAGCAAGAGGGUCCAGAACAUGAUCUCUCUGCGUCACCUGGACCUCAGCCUCAACUCGUUGGUUUACAGCGGCCAGGAAUGCCACUGGCCACCGAACAUUGUCCACCUGAACCUAUCCUCCAAUGGGCUGAGUGAGUCGGUAUUUAGCUGUCUGCCGAAUGGCACCGUCAGCCUGGACCUCCAGAACAACCAGAUCUCCACUGUACCAGAGACCCUGCUGGCCCUGGACUCCCUCCUGGCUCUGGACCUGAGUGCCAACCGGCUGAGGGACCUCCCGGUGUGCGCUGGAUUCCCACACCUUAAGUAUCUCCUUCUCAGGGAAAACUCCCUCCAUGCCCCAUCUGUGAGAGUUCUGGAAACUUGCCCUGUUCUACAGGUUCUAGAUGCCAGCCGAAACCCCUUCACCUGUACGUGUGGCCUGAGGGGCUUCAGCGAUCUGGGUGCUGGGACUGGCCUGGGCAGCGGACACCCUGCAAUCCAACUUCUCCACUGGCCAGGAGCCUAUCGCUGCAGCUAUCCCGAAGCCUGGAGGAACUCCACACUGGAGGGCUUCCAGAUCCCUGAGAUCUCCUGCAAUGUCGGCCUGCUGGCAAUGGCCAUCUUGUGCCCGGCAGUGGCUGUUAUCAUUGUUAUGGUGACUCUGUGUCACCACCUGGACAUUCCAUGGUACCUGGGCAUGAUCCGGCAGUGGACCCGGGCAAAGCACCGUGCCAGGACCCAGCAGGUCCGGCCCGAGGAACUGGAGGGGGUGGUGUUCCACGCCUUUGUGUCCUACAGCCAGCAUGAUGCAGAUUGGGUCAAGGGCCAGCUCUUGCCUAAUCUGGAAGGCUCCGGCGGGGGCCUCCACAUCUGCCGCCAUGAGAGGGACUUCGUCCCGGGGAAGACGAUCGUGGAGAACAUCAUCCAAUGCGUGGAGAGGAGCCGGCGCUGUGUGUUUGUCCUCUCUCGCCACUUCGUCCGGAGCGAGUGGUGCCACUAUGAGCUCUACUUUGCCAGCCACCAGCGGUUGACCCGAGGGUCUGACAGUGUGAUCCUGGUGCUCCUGGAGCCUCUGCCUCAGUACAUGAUCCCUUCCAAGUACUAUCAGCUAAAGGCCAUGAUGGGCAGACACACCUAUCUGGAGUGGCCCCAGGACAGGGGCAAGCACAGGCUGUUCUGGGCCAAUCUCAGGGCUGCACUGCAGGCUGACCUGCCCACUGCACCUGUACGAGACGACGUGGAUGAGUGAGAGGGAGAGAGAAAAUAAGAUAAAUUGGGGUAGAAAAAUAUUGAUAUAUUUCUUUAAUGUUAUCUAGAAAUAUCAAAAAUACUCUCACAUUUGUCAACUUUCCAACAAUCUCACAAUUAUUUAGAACGUCUUUUUGUUCUAUACACUUCAUAAAAUGCUGCCUGAUG
Messenger RNA from Oncorhynchus mykiss (rainbow trout), 2773 nucleotides. RefSeq names its product toll-like receptor 1 (gene tlr1). Gene Ontology annotation, biological process: inflammatory response; toll-like receptor signaling pathway; immune response. Gene Ontology annotation, cellular component: plasma membrane. Lineage: Eukaryota; Metazoa; Chordata; Actinopteri; Salmoniformes; Salmonidae. The record is from RefSeq and is marked provisional. Gene Ontology annotation, molecular function: protein binding; transmembrane signaling receptor activity.